Messenger RNA from Dreissena polymorpha, 1061 nucleotides. RefSeq lists its product as uncharacterized. Bases 595 to 891 code for a protein of 98 amino acids. Lineage: Eukaryota; Metazoa; Mollusca; Bivalvia; Myida; Dreissenidae. The record is from RefSeq and is a predicted model, not a curated record. The transcript is spliced from 10 exons.
CGCUGUAUUCCAAAUAAAUUAAUCAGCCAAAGAGUAUUCUCAAAAGUAGUGCGGUGUUAACUCCGCCCACGAAGGGAGAUAACUUAGUCUGUUGUAAAAAAUGGCGGUGUUAAAAUUUCCCUCUUUUAUUGACGCCGACAAUUACAUCAGAGAGGAAGAAAUCAAAAAAUGCGAACGUUUUGUUUUUUUGGCAAGACGUGGGUCACCGAAGUCUACAGAUAAUGGAUGCAUUUUUACAUCUGCUGUGUUUGCCUUUGGAUGGCAGUGUUCUCCAUGUAGCAAGUACAGUAUGGACUGCCAUAUUUUUGGGACAAGACCCUGAUAAACACAGGUAUUUAAGCGAGGUGCAGAUACUGGAGUAUGAUCAUCUGGUUGGAGCAGUCAAUUAGGGUGGAUUCCACUGGUCUCUUAUAGUUGUGCAACCGAAAGACAACAAAGUAUUGUACAUAAAUCCGAUGGGGGAGCAGAAUGUUUCCCAGCAACAGAUCCUGCAACAAUGGAUAAUUCAUUGGAGGUCAUCUAGAAGAGAUAGCAAGUAGCCCAUCAGUCGAACAUGAGAACUCGGACCAGCUGGCUAACAACCCUGCCUCUGCCAUGGAGUUGGAAGGGGGAGACACUGACCCAGUAGUCCAUCAUGUGGCAACAACUAGGAACUCGGACCAGCUGGCUAACAACCCUGCCUCUGCCAUGGAGUUGGAAGGGGGAGACACUGACCCAGUGGUCGAUCAUGUAGCAACAGCCAGGAACUCGGACCAGCUGGCAAACACCCCUGCCUCUGCCAUGGAGUUGGAAGGGGGAGACACUGACCCAGUAGUCGAUCAUGUGGCAACAACCAGGGAGUCAAGAUAUCCAGCCAGAGCGAGUACAUCAAAGAGAGUACUGGCAGUGUGAAGGAUGCUUUAAAUGGUUCCACCCGGAAUGUGUUGGUGAGUCAGUGGAACCAGAAAAGUACAAGUGCGCAUCAUGUUCACACAAGGUAUUGUUUUUUGUUGUUUUUUUCACUUACCAAAACCUAUUUUAAAAAAAACGCUGUUUUACAUGGAUUUGUAUAUUGAUAUAUU